This is a messenger RNA of Vombatus ursinus (common wombat), 1455 nucleotides long. RefSeq names its product ELAV-like protein 2. Gene Ontology annotation, molecular function: RNA binding. Gene Ontology annotation, cellular component: ribonucleoprotein complex. Lineage: Eukaryota; Metazoa; Chordata; Mammalia; Diprotodontia; Vombatidae. The transcript is spliced from 2 exons. The record is from RefSeq and is a predicted model, not a curated record. The coding region runs from base 1 to 1455 and encodes 484 amino acids.
AUGCAUCUGAAGAACCUUCCGACCGCGGAGCCGGAGGUGACUGCACCUGUGCUGUCUCGGGUUCCAGCCCCUACCUUGGAUCCUGUUCCUGUCCGGGCUCUGGCUCCUGCUCCAGCUCCAGCUCCUGUCCCGGCUCCAGCUCCUGUCCCGGCUCCAGCUCCUGUCCCGGCUCCAGCUCCUGUUCCGGCUCCAGCUCCUGUCCCGGCUCCAGGCUUUGCCGUUGCUGAGCCUCCAGUCCUUGACCAGACCCGUGCUCCAGCCUCUGCCCGCUAUCCUGGUCUGGCUCCUACCUUUUCUCGGCCUCCUCUUCCUUUCUCUUCCCUUUCUCGAGCCCGCCUGGGUGCUCGGGCCCAGACUCCUGCUGGGGCUUCAGUCCAGUCCCAAGCAGCAGCUGUAGCUACUCCUGAGCCCCAGCCUACUAUUACUGAUGCUGCUGCAGUGGAAGGUGCCUCUUCCUCCUCAGGGGCUGCAGAGGGGACCUUGACAGCUUCCUGUAAACCCAAGACCAAUCUGAUCGUCAAUUACCUGCCACAGAGCAUGACCCAAGAGGAGUUCCGCAGCCUGUUCGCCAGUGUGGGUAAGAUCCGGUCUUACAGAUUAAUGAGGGACAAGAUGACCGGCCAGAGCCUAGGCUAUGGCUUUAUUAACUAUGUGGACCCCAGGGAUGCAGAAAAAGCUGUCUGCUUGCUGAACAGGCAUCAGUGCCCCCCCAAAACCAUUAAGGUAGCCUAUUGUAGGCCCCAUUCAUCCUCCAUCCAAGAUGCCAAUCUCUACAUCAGUGGCCUGCCUAAGGAUAUGACAGAGAAGGAGCUAGAACAGCUCUUCUCUCCCUUUGGGCACAUCGUAGCAUCAAGAAUCCUGAGAGACAGGGUUAGUGGGGCCUCCUGGGGUGUGGGCUUCAUCCGCUUUAAUAUGAAAUCAGAGGCUGAGGAAGCCAUCAAGGCCCUCAAUGGCCAGAAGCCCUGCAGUAUGGUGGAGCCCCUCACGGUUAAGUUUGCUCAUCACCAGACCCAGAAGACCCCUCAGAGCCUGCUGGGUCAGCCUCCCCAGCACUACCAGGGGCCGCUACAGCCUCAGACCUUGAGAAUGGGGCCAGACAAUUUGUUCAACAUGACCUGUGGAGUCCAGCACUUCUCACCCUCCUCUUUUGGUAUGACCAGCCUGGUCACCUUCCCAGGCUACACCAACAAUGGCAGUGGCUGGUGUAUCUUUGUCUAUAACUUAUCCCCUGAAUCUGAUGAGAGUGUCCUUUGGCAGCUUUUCGGGCCCUUUGGAGCAGUGAACAGCGUCAAGAUCAUCCGAGAUGUCAACACCAAUAAGUGCAAAGGUUUUGGCUUCGUCACUAUGACCAGCUAUGAUGAAGCAGCCUUGGCUAUCGCCUUUCUGAAUGGUUACCGCCUUGGUGGGCGUGUGUUGCAGGUUUCCUUUAAGACCAACAAAAUUCACAAGGCUUGA